Molecule: messenger RNA, 1757 nt
Organism: Erythranthe guttata (spotted monkey flower)
Lineage: Eukaryota; Viridiplantae; Streptophyta; Magnoliopsida; Lamiales; Phrymaceae
Source: RefSeq, a predicted model, not a curated record
GACAGAGAAAAAAAAAAUGGCAGGCGAAAAUCUGAAAGUGCUGAACGCACUUGACGUGGCGAAAACGCAAUGGUACCAUUUCACGGCGAUCAUUAUCGCCGGAAUGGGCUUCUUCACCGACGCCUACGAUCUCUUUUGCAUUUCACUCGUCACCAAAAUGCUCGGCCGAAUCUACUACCACGUCGACGGUUCCCCGAAACCCGGCAGCCUCCCGCCCAACGUCUCUGCCGCCGUCAACGGUGUGGCACUAUGCGGGACCCUCGCCGGUCAGCUCUUCUUCGGAUGGCUUGGUGACAAGAUGGGCCGGAAAAAAGUUUACGGCCUAACCCUAAUGGUCAUGUGCCUCUGCUCGAUCGCAUCGGGGCUUUCGUUCGGUAGGGACGCCAAAGCGGUCAUGACAACCCUAUGCUUCUUCCGCUUCUGGCUAGGGUUCGGCAUCGGGGGCGACUACCCCCUCUCCGCCACCAUCAUGUCCGAGUACGCCAAUAAAAAGACCCGCGGUGCGUUCGUAGCCGCCGUGUUCGCCAUGCAGGGCUUCGGGAUCCUCGCUGGAGGCAUAUUCGCGAUGCUUAUGUCGGCCGGGUUCCAGGUGUGGUUUAAGGCGCCGGCGUACGAGGUGGACCCCAUCGCCUCCACGGCCCCGCAGGCCGACUACCUCUGGAGGAUCGUCCUGAUGGUCGGGGCCCUCCCGGCACUCCUGACGUUCUACUGGAGGCUGAAGAUGCCGGAGACCGCCCGCUACACCGCCCUCGUGGCCAAGAACGCCAAGCAGGCGGCCUCCGACAUGUCCAAGGUCCUCCAGACGGACAUCGAGGCGGACCACCCGCCGAAGCCAGCGGCGGACCCCGCGUUAGCGGCGGCAGACAAAAACUCGUACGGCCUCUUUUCGAACGAAUUCCUCCACCGCCACGGGCUCCACCUGCUCGGGACCGCGAGCACGUGGUUCCUACUCGACAUCGCCUUCUACAGCCAGAACCUUUUCCAGAAGGACAUCUUCUCCGCGAUUGGGUGGAUCCCUCCCGCGAAGACCAUGAACGCGAUCCAGGAGGUGUACACCAUUGCCCGGGCGCAAACCCUGAUCGCGCUCUGCAGUACCGUCCCGGGAUACUGGUUCACGGUGGCUCUCAUAGACGUGAUCGGUAGAUUCGCCAUCCAGAUCAUGGGGUUCUUCUUCAUGACCGUAUUCAUGUUCGCGCUCGCGAUCCCGUACCAUCAUUGGACCAAUCCAGAAAACCGGAUCGGGUUUGUGGUGAUGUACUCGUUGACCUUCUUCUUCGCCAACUUCGGACCCAACGCCACCACGUUUGUAGUCCCCGCAGAGAUUUUCCCGGCGAGGCUGAGGUCGACUUGCCAUGGUAUAUCGGCGGCUUCUGGAAAGCUCGGGGCGAUGGUCGGGGCGUUCGGGUUCCUGUACUUGGCACAGAACAAAGACCCGAAAAAGACUGAUGCAGGUUAUCCAGCUGGCAUCGGGGUGAAGAAUUCGCUCAUCGUAUUGGGGUUCGUAAAUCUUGCCGGGUUAUUGUUCACUUUCUUGGUGCCUGAAGCAAAGGGGAAAUCUCUCGAAGAUAUGUCCGGAGAAAACGAGGAGGAAGCACCUGCUUCGUAAACAUAAUCGUGAAAACACGAUAACGGAAUUUUUCUUUUCUAAUUAGAGACACUGUUUUUCUUUUAAUUGGCUUAUUGUUUAUGUUUUCUGCUGGUACCUACAUCUUUUAUUUUUGUCAGUUUGGUUGAGUAAAAAGGAUAGUGUUUUCGAU